Pistacia vera is the source of this 1051-nucleotide messenger RNA. RefSeq names its product extensin-like. The record is from RefSeq and is a predicted model, not a curated record. The coding region runs from base 99 to 1013 and encodes 304 amino acids. NCBI's taxonomy places the organism in Eukaryota, Viridiplantae, Streptophyta, Magnoliopsida, Sapindales, Anacardiaceae. The transcript has a single exon.
AAAAAGCUCAAGCCCUAUUUAUAAUCUAACUGUGAACCCUUUUUCAGUACUGCAUCAGAACCCUAAUGAACUUCACAAGUUAGCAUAGACAGGCAAAAAUGAAGAUGCUUACUUCUUUAUUUGUUCACGUUUUGCUUGUAGUGGUUGCCUCUACUACCAGAGUUUUUGGUAGUGGAUACCUUGAAGAUGAACCUCAUAGUGAUGGAAGACAUGUAACAACACAAGGAGCAAUCUACGGGCAUCCUCCACCACAACAUUAUGGUCAUUUACCUCCAAUUCACAAACACCCACCUCAUCAUAAACAUCCACCACCUCACAAGCAUCCUCCACCCCCUCGUGGCCAUCCACCACCGUUGCAAUACCCUCCACCGCCCUCUCAUGGUUAUCCUCCACCUUCCCAAUCUCCACCACCUACUCAAUAUCCCCCACCCUCUCAUGGUUAUCCUCCACCUUCCCAAUCUCCACCAGCCUCUCAUGGGCAUCCUCCUCCUUCCCACUCUCCACCACCCUCUCAUGGGCAUCCUCCGCCUUCCCACUCUCCACCACCCUCUCAUGGGCAUCCGCCACCUUCCCAAUCUCCACCACCCCAAUCCCCACCACCAUCUCCUAUGUAUCCACCACCAUCACCACCCACAACAACUUAUCCUCCACCUACUGCAACUUAUCCACCACCAUCACCACCCACUACAACUUAUCCACCACCAUCGCCGCCCACUACAACAUAUCCACCACCCUCUCAUGGGCAUCCUCCACCUUCCCAAUCUCCACCACCCCAAUCGCCGCCACCAUCUCCCAGGUAUCCACCACCAUCACCACCCACGACAACUUAUCCUCCACCAUCACCACCCACUGCAACUUAUCCACCACCAACCCAGUACCCUCCACCUUCUCCUAGAUAUCCACCUCCAACUCAUACGUAUCCACCACCAACUCAAACGUAUCCACCACCAUCCCAAUAUAAUCCACCACCAUCUUCACCAUACCCUAGACCACCGCGUGCAUGGAAUUACUAACCACCUUACACGCAGUCAGUUACCCUUUGAGUAUAUGA